AUGCAGACUUUCCAGAGCAGAAGACUGAGCCUCUUUCCAAAUUACAAAUUUGGAAGUUCCACUUCCACUGACUUGGACAUCAAGGAAGAAAAAGUCUCAUUUUCUCUUAGAAACCCCUGGGUGAAACCAUGGAACUCUAUGCAGGAGCUGAAAAGGGACAUUUACGAUCUCUAUGCCGAUGACCUGGAGGAAGAAGAAGAAAAGUUUCCAGUGUUUAACUCAGCAGCAAAAAACCAUGUGCUCAACCUCAAUGUGGGAGGUAAAUCUUACCAAAUCUCCUACAAAGUGGCUGCAAGAUACCCCAAAAGCAGAAUCGGUCAACUGGCCACCUGUACAGACCACAGCAAGAAGCUAGAGCUUUGUGAUGAUUACCUAGUCCAGAGCAAUGAGUACUUCUUUGACAGAGACCCAGAUAUUUUCCUAAGUGUCUUCAACUUCCAUCGAACUGGGGUCCUCUGGGUAAAGGAUGAGUUGUGCCCAAGGAAUUUCCUUGAGGAGAUCAACUACUGGGGCGUGCGGAUCAAAUAUACACCCCGCUGCUGCCGGAUUGCGCUAGAGGAAAGGCAGGAUGAUGUGAAUGAUCAGCUGAAGGUCCAGCAAGACCUUCAGGCAGAAGUGACAGCUGAGAGUGAAGAGCUCUUUGAAGGGAUGAUAUAUGGGUCAUUGCGGCAAGCUCUCUGGAACCUGAUGGAGAAGCCUUUUUCCUCAGUCCCAGCAAAGCUGAUGGCAGUGGCCUCCAGCUUCUUUGUCCUUGUCUCACUAGUGGCCAUGACAUUGAGCACGGUUGAAGAGAUGCAAUACCGCACACCCAAGGGAGAACUUAGUGGCAGGACUUACGGUGACUAUGUGGAGGGCUGCUGCAUAGCCUUUUUCACUGUUGAAUUUUUGCUGCGGCUGGUGUCCACUCCAGACGUUCGACUGUUCCUCACUAGCUUGCUGAAUGCAGUGGACCUGAUGGCCAUCCUUCCACUCUACCUGCAGGUGGCAAUAGAGAACUGGGAGAGUGAGGGGAAUGAGGGGCUGGAAGGAGAUAAUACCGUGCGUCGGAUGGGCAAGGUGGGCCAAGUGCUGCGGGUGAUGCGGCUGUUGAGGAUCCUUCGCAUCCUAAAGUUAGCCCGUCACUCAACAGGUUUGCGUGCCUUUGGCUUCACGCUACGCCAGUGCUACCAGCAGGUCGGCUGCCUCUUUCUCUUCAUCACCAUGGGAAUUUUCACCUUUUCUGCUAUGGUCUACACUGCAGAGCACGACAGGCCCCUGACCAAUUUCACCAGCAUUCCCCACGCGUGGUGGUGGGCCACUGUUAGCAUCACCACAGUGGGCUAUGGAGACAUGUACCCUGAAACCUACCUGGGCCGCCUGCUUGCCUUUUGCUGCAUCUCCUUUGGGAUCAUCCUGAAUGGCAUGCCCAUCUCCAUGCUGUUUAACAAGUUCUCAGACUACUACAACCAGCUGAUGGCCCAUGAGAACACUGCCAAAGGUGACCGCCGCGUGAAGCUGAGGUUUGCCCAGAGGGCAAUGAUAAAGAUGGCUGAACUGUGCAGGGAAACUCCGGCCUGA
Scleropages formosus (Asian bonytongue) is the source of this 1557-nucleotide messenger RNA. It is a transcript of the gene kcnv2b, whose product is annotated as potassium channel, subfamily V, member 2b. Gene Ontology annotation, biological process: potassium ion transmembrane transport; protein homooligomerization; action potential. Gene Ontology annotation, molecular function: voltage-gated potassium channel activity. Lineage: Eukaryota; Metazoa; Chordata; Actinopteri; Osteoglossiformes; Osteoglossidae. Gene Ontology annotation, cellular component: voltage-gated potassium channel complex; membrane. Bases 1 to 1557 code for a protein of 518 amino acids. The transcript has 2 exons. The record is from RefSeq and is a predicted model, not a curated record.